GAAGAAGAAGACGAAGGACGGAAGUCACUUUUGGUGGCAAAGCCGUUCUCUAUUUUAUGUAUUUUUGCCUUUUUCUGGACUUAAAAAUAAUCUUUAUAUUUCCAUUUUUGUUUUUGUAGUGACGACGUCUUUUUCAGCUUUAGAGGUUUGCGUCUAACGUUGGUGAGAGGAGGAAAUAAACCAGCAGCGCGUUCUUUUGUUGGUGUGGGAAAAUGAAUUAUUCUGAUUAUGAUUCUGACGGAUAUUCUUCAAAUGAAGACGCAGAUUACAUCCCCUCAGAUGAUCAUCUCAGCGAGGAUGACAUUAAUGAAUGUGAGAAGGAAGACCCCCUAAACGAGGACGAUGUUGUGCCGCAUCCUGGUGAUGGGAGAAAGAAGAUGAAGAAGAAAAAGGACAUUGGUGUGAGGAAGAGGAAAAAAGGAGUGUUGAAAAUCGAGAAGGAUGAGGAUGGAGCGGAGGAGCUGCAGCAACUGAAGGAGGGGAAACAGGCUGAGGAGGACGAGGACAAUGAAGAGAAACAGAAGAAGAAGUCAGAUGAGCUUUGGGCCAGUUUCUUGUCUGAUGUCGGAUCCCGACCAAAACCCAGUACGCCUGCAUCACAGUCGAGCCACGUGCAGAAGGCUGAUUCUUCAGCAUCAAAGGAUUCUCGUUUAUGUGCAGAAACUAAAGCGCCAGAACCUUCUAAAGUCACCAUUACCAAAGUGUUUGACUUUGCCGGAGAAGAGGUCAGAGUAAAUAAAGAGAUAUCAGCCAACUCCAGAGAAGCCAAGAGAUUCCUGAAGAGCCAGAACACAAAAGAAGAAGAGAACAGCUCGGCGUCCAGAGGACCACCUCCUCCUGCUGCCAGUACCAAGCGGUCCGGCGGCAUGUCGAGCAUCCUGAGUCAAAUCGGGGGGAAGAAGCAGAAGAUGAGCACGCUGGAGAAGUCCAAAAUGGACUGGGACACGUACAAAUCAGAGGAGGGCAUCACAGAAGAGCUCGCCAUCCACAACCGAGGGAGAGACGGGUACGUGGAGCGGAAGAACUUCCUGGAGCGUGUUGACCAUCGACAGUUCGAGCUGGAAAAAGCGGUGCGACUCAGCAACAUGAAACGAUGACACGUCGAUAUUUUAGAGCGGCCAAGCUGCUGCUCGUCCACCAGGACAGAAAUAGUUUGAUGUCUUUCUGACAUUUAAAUUUUCAGAUUUUCAUCACUUUUGUUCUACACAAAGCUGAAACCUAAGCAGUAGUUUUAUUAUGGAGUCGACCAUCUGGAGAUGAAGAACGUCCAUCACUGUUCUCUGAACACCAAACUUCAAAUUACUGUUAUUUUUGUGUUAAACUGUUGAUCUGCGUAUUUUCAUUUCUGUCACAUUUAGCUGCUUUAUGUUAGUUGUUUAUUUGUGGUGUUCAUGAAAAUGUUUUCUAACACUUUUGGGUAAAUGACAAGAUGAAUCUGUUCUGAAAACAGUUAACCAGUUUGUAAUCGGCUGGUAACCCAUCGUCUGUCCGCCGGAAAUACAUGUUAAAAGUAAAAUGUGACAGAUUUAAAGUGACGUAAAACUUCUUCAAGCUUUUGUUUCAACAACUUUAUCAAAUGAGUUAUCAGACAUAAAAAUAAAAAAGUUCUGCUUGUUUUUCUGUCAAAUGACUAAACGAGUUGGAUCAAGUUUGUCUUCAUGUUGCUGCUUCCUUCUGACCUUUGACCCACAUGCUGACUUUUUUGUUUUUUGAACAACAUUUUUUGAUACUGUGUUUGUACAUUUUACUGUUUUCAAUGAUACAGUGGCUGUUCGUAUGUAGCCAUAUUAAUAAUAAUGUCAAAUUCUGUCUGUACGUGGCACAGUCAUGUUUGGGGUCGUGGUUCAGGUUAACAGUUGUACUUUGGGUUAAUGCUCUCUUUUACGGGCAGUAAGCUUCUUACUGGUAUGUACAAUGACUUCACAUUAUGACCGACCCGUCGUAGGGUCUGAGACACUAUGGUAGGGUGUCAGACUUUUGAGCCAACAGCACAGUCGGUGUCAUGCUAAAGAUUUUGUUUGUUUUUUUACUUAAAAUAUUAAGCGACUGUGGUAAAGUUGUAAAAAUAAUUACAAAUACUUUGGAACCACAGAGUAUUUAAGAUUGUUACUUCAAAAGGUACUCUGUGCCGUACAUGCAGAUAGAAAAGUGAAGGUGUAUAACAUCAUAAUCAUGUGACCUAAAUUGACCAAUCAGAAUCUAUAAAUA
Thalassophryne amazonica is the source of this 2208-nucleotide messenger RNA. It is a transcript of the gene cfdp1, whose product is annotated as craniofacial development protein 1. The transcript has 7 exons. The coding region runs from base 213 to 1097 and encodes 294 amino acids. NCBI's taxonomy places the organism in Eukaryota, Metazoa, Chordata, Actinopteri, Batrachoidiformes, Batrachoididae. The record is from RefSeq and is a predicted model, not a curated record.